This is a messenger RNA of Aplysia californica (California sea hare), 2143 nucleotides long. Its product is annotated as protoporphyrinogen oxidase. The record is from RefSeq and is a predicted model, not a curated record. Gene Ontology annotation, cellular component: mitochondrial inner membrane. Lineage: Eukaryota; Metazoa; Mollusca; Gastropoda; Aplysiida; Aplysiidae. Gene Ontology annotation, molecular function: protoporphyrinogen oxidase activity, oxygen as acceptor. Gene Ontology annotation, biological process: heme biosynthetic process. Bases 151 to 1584 code for a protein of 477 amino acids. The transcript has 12 exons.
GCCCCCUUAUGAAGUAAGCCGAAUACAUUUUAUACAGUCACUACAGAAGAAAAAAUGCAGGCUUAGCGUUACUGUGCCGUAAGGAAGCAACUCUUGGUUUUUCAGAAAGAGGUAUCUUAACAUAACAGGAGGAAUUAUUAACUAUAAACCAUGGCGACAGCUGUUGUGAUUGGUGGCGGAGCAAGUGGCUUGGCUUCUGCUUACUACAUUCAAAAGUUUCUGCCUCAGUUCACCAAGGUUAUUGUCCUAGAAGGUUCUAAUCGCCUUGGAGGUUGGGUUAACACAACACAGAACCCAGAUGGCUCAAUAUUUGAGCAUGGACCACGAAGUUUACGACCAGUCGGGGAGCAAGGCUCGAACACCUUGCAACUGGCAGAAGAGCUGGGACUGGAGAGAGACAUUCUGCCGAUCUUCCGGUCAGACGCAGCUGCUAAAAACAGAUACCUGUACGCCAAGGGAAAGUUAUGUGCACUGCCUAAUAGUCUGAUGGGUGUUGUCCGAACCAUUCCUCCUUUUUCCAAACCUUUGAUCCGCUCGUUUGCUUUGGAGCCUUUGAGAAGAAGAUCGAAAACUCCAGAUGAGACCAUCCACAGCUUUUUCAGCAGACGACUCGGGGGAGAAUUUGCAGAUAUUGCCAUAGAUGCAAUGUGUCGAGGAAUUUUUGCUGGGGACUGUCGCAAGCUAAGUAUUGAGGCCUGCUUCCCUCCCUUGCACGAGAUGGAAAAAAGCCACGGUUCUAUCGUGACAGCUGCAUUAUUUGGGUCCAAAGGAGCCAAGCCCGCCCCGAGUGGUCUGGCCAAAAAAGCCGCGGAGGAGAAGUGGGCAUCGUGGUCCCUGGCUCGAGGACUCCAGCAGCUCACGGACGCCAUGGCAGACGCUGUGAUGUCACGGCCCGGGGUGGAGGUCCGCACAGACUCCCGCUGUAUCAAACUGGAGCCCAAGGAAAAUGACAAGAUGCUGGUACAGACAAACUCAGACUCAAUAACAGCUGACCUCGUCGUUUCUGCCGUGUAUAGUAAAGAUUUGGCAUCUGUCCUCCCUAAUGCGAUGUCCGAUCUGAAAGAAGAUUUGUCCAGUCUUCCAGCUGUUAGUGUUGUCACGGUCAAUCUGGAGUACAAGGAUAACGUGUUGCCCGUCAAAGGAUUUGGUCACCUGUUGCCCUCCUCUGAGAGCGGGCCGAUCCUCGGCAUUGUCUACGACUCGUGCACCUUCCCAGAACACAACAGGAGAGGUGCUCCCGACAGCACACGGAUCACUGUGAUGCUCGGAGGUUCCUGGUUCAACCGCCUGCUGGGUCGUGACGGAGAGCUGCCCUCGGGACAGGAACUGGUCUGGCUGGCGACGGAGGCGGCCGCAAAGCACCUAGACAUCAAGGCACAUCCCAUACGCUCACAGGCCAUGCUGCAGAAGGAAUGUAUUCCCCAGUACCGAGUGGGCCACGCCAGCUGGUUGCGUGGCGUAGAGGAGAAAAUCAGUUCAGCGCGGCUGCCGUUGAAGUUGGUGGGAUCGUCGUACCGCGGGCCUGCCAUCAACGACUGCAUCAACAACGCCAGGAAAGCUGUGCUGUCCUUGAAGCAGUCGUAGCAUGAUGGUGUGAUGAUGUCAUCAGCCUACAUACAUACAUACAUAAUUACAUACGUAUGUACAUACAUACGUACAUACGUAUAUACAUGAUAUGCACAUACAUACCUAGGUACAUACAUACUUACACACACACACACACACACACACACAGACAUACAGACAUACAUACAUACAUAUUUAAACAUACAACAAAUAAAUGCACAAAUUUUCCCCAAUGCAGACAAUUCUCCAGUCAUGUAGGUAAAACACUGUAUGAAAACAUGUGGCUAGUCCUUAAUUUCCAGUAUGCUGAGCCCCCCCUAGCAUGUCGGAAGUUCACCUCGUGAUAUAUAUAUAAUAUCAUAUUACAUGCCAGACCUACAAAAAUGGGCCAGUUUUGGGGUCAUAGUUUACACACACCACCCCUCCCCCACUCUUUGUCCAAGCCUAAUCCCUGACCAGUGCCCUAUAUCAGCCCUGCCUUUGUGGUAUGGCUCUGCUCCUGGUAAGUUUUAUUAAUAGUAAUUACAAUAAUAAUGGUAAUAAAUAGCAUUUAUAUAAUAAUAAUAGAUAGCAUUUG